AUGGGGAUCAUCUCGGACUCUAUAUAUUUCCUGGGCCAGAAUGUCGGGACCAUUAUUCUUCUUGUCACCGUACUUCACUUCACACACAACUACCUCACACCAGGGGCAUGCUCUAUACCUGGGCCAUUUUGCGCCAAAUUAACCAACCUCUGGAGGUUCAUUGACGUUGCAAACGGCCACGCUGAGGCGACCUUGUACAAACUUCACCAGAAGUACGGAGACUAUGUGCGACUGGGGCCAAAGGUAGUGAGCGUACGGGAUUUGGAUGCACUGAAAAUGAUCUACGGAAUCAACAAGGGUUACCAGAAAACCAACUUCUACCAUGUGCAGCAACAACUAGCCAAGGGCAAGCCGACUCCCACGCUGUUCACCACUACAGAUGAAGACUUCCACGCUGCUAUCAAGCGACCUAUAUCGGCAGCAUACUCGAUGAGCACAUUGACCGAAUUCGAGCCCUUCGUUGAUGAUACAAUCUAUACUUUCUUCCAGAAACUGGAUGAAUUUAUUGCUGGAAACAAAGUGUGUGAUAUUGCACUAUGGUUGCAAUACUAUGCAUUUGAUGUUAUCGGCGUGUUGACAUUCAGCACGACAUUGGGAUUCCUGCAACAAGGGACCGAUGUGGAAGGCAUUAUUGCUGCUCUUGAGCGGAUGCUAGACUACUCUGGAAAGAUUGGUCAAAUGCCGUGGCUUGAUUACAUUUUCAUCAAGAACCCCUUGAGACAACUUGCUCAAGGAGGUUCAACGGGCGCUGUGGCUCGCUUUGCGCGGGCUCGUCUAGAUGAAAGGCUCAAGCAAUCAGGGUCAACAACCAACCUAGCCAAAAGUUCCACCCCAUCGCACAGAGACUUUCUUGCACGCUUCUUAGAAGCGAAGAAGGAGCAUCCAAAGGUUGUCACGGACCAGCAGAUCUUCUCAUAUACUGUCAGCAAUAUGAAUGCUGGGUCCGAUACUACCGCUAUCUCACUGAGAGCAAUCCUUUAUUACACCCUGAAAAGCUCCAGGGUCACGGAAAAACUGUAUGAAGAGCUCACUACGGCCUAUCAAGAAAAGCGGAUUACCCUACCCGUCUCAUGGACGCAAAGCCAAGAGGAACUACCGUAUCUCGAUGCGGUGAUCAAAGAAGCGCUCCGCCUACAUCCGGCUGUUGGGCUACUUUUAGAACGUAUUGUCCCCACCGGUGGACUUCAGCUUCCCAACGGUGGGCCCUUUUUACCGGCCGGAACCAUUGUCGGCGCUAACCCCUGGAUCAUCCACCGUCAUGCCAUUUUUGGGCGGGACGUUGACUCCUUUUGGCCGGAACGGUGGUUGCAGGCGGAUGGGGAGACUGAAGCCGCCUUCCUGGCCCGGAAGCAACAGAUGCUUCGAGCGACGUUCACAUUUGGAGCCGGGCCAAGGACGUGCAUUGGGAAGAACAUUAGUCUGCUGGAGAUAUAUAAGCUUAUCCACUCUCUAUUUUUGAUGUAUAAGAUUGAGCUUGAGCAUCCGGAGAGGGACUGGGAAACUAUCAACGCGUGGUUUGUGCGACAGAAACACAUGGACGUGAGGUUGACCCGUCACAAUCUAGCCUAA
Messenger RNA from Penicillium canariense, 1569 nucleotides. RefSeq names its product cytochrome P450. Gene Ontology annotation, molecular function: iron ion binding; oxidoreductase activity, acting on paired donors, with incorporation or reduction of molecular oxygen; monooxygenase activity. The coding region runs from base 1 to 1569 and encodes 522 amino acids. The record is from RefSeq and is a predicted model, not a curated record. The transcript is spliced from 5 exons. NCBI's taxonomy places the organism in Eukaryota, Fungi, Ascomycota, Eurotiomycetes, Eurotiales, Aspergillaceae.